This is a messenger RNA of Electrophorus electricus (electric eel), 1192 nucleotides long. RefSeq names its product RAB interacting factor (gene rabif). The record is from RefSeq and is a predicted model, not a curated record. Gene Ontology annotation, molecular function: guanyl-nucleotide exchange factor activity; zinc ion binding. Gene Ontology annotation, biological process: post-Golgi vesicle-mediated transport; small GTPase-mediated signal transduction. NCBI's taxonomy places the organism in Eukaryota, Metazoa, Chordata, Actinopteri, Gymnotiformes, Gymnotidae. Gene Ontology annotation, cellular component: cytosol; membrane.
GACUUUUGUUUCCAGACGGUCUGUUUUACUUGAUUGCGGCGUAAGUCGUCACCGGGUAGUUAUUUUAGCAAUUAACUAUGAAACGUUUGUCCGAAUUUUAAGAAUUCGCUAUAUUUCUAACUUGUUUACGGCACCCAAGAGGAAGCAUCUCAGACACAUAUAUAUUUACUUGAUAAAAAAAACCCUUUUCCUAAUGGUGUGAAAGAGUCUGGCCUGUACGGGAUUCAAUCAUGGAUAAAAGUAAUCCGAGCGCUCGCAACGAGGGAUCUGUUGACACAUCCACUCUCGUUUCAGAAGAUGGGAAAAAUAUGAAGUCAGUCGUAUGCCAACGUUGUGGCUCCAAAGUGCUGUGCCCAGGCAUGGCCAUCUUUGCAGAAAAGGAGCUGUUUCUGCCUUCAAUGCGAAAGAAGACCACCAUUAAUCAGUCUGAUGGAACAUUAGAUGGAGACACAUUAACAGCUCACUGGCUGGUAGAUGAUAUGUACACUUUUGAAAAUGUCGGCUUCACAAAAGAUGUAGGUAAAGUGAAGUAUCUUAUCUGUGCCGAUUGUGAGAUUGGACCUAUUGGAUGGCACAACCUUGAUGACCAGAAGACUUUCUAUGUAGCACUGGACAGAGUUGAUCAUGAGUAGAGUGUAUGAAGGCUUGUGUGUAAGAUGGUGAUGUAUUCCUUAAAUGCUAUCUCUCCAUUCAGCAUGCUAGAGAUUCACACAGCGCUCUAUGAUCAGAAUACUAGGAGUAAACUGGACAUGGUUUUGGGGUUAACUUUUUUUUACAUGCAAUUUUUUGUUCAUUUUUCUUAUGGUAAGGAAUUUUUACAUUAAACAUCUUUCACAAUCCUACUUUGUUCUCAGUUACAUCUCAACACCAUUAAAAUCUUAUUUUCAAAGUACUGGUGUUAAUUUAAUUUUGUAAAAUACUUUUUAACACUCCAUCUGUAAAGUCUGCUUGCUAUAUAUAAAAAUGCAGCAGUUUAAGUGAACAAUCAUCUGCGAGCAGGAGAAUAGCGGGAUGUGGGCCACUAGAAAUGGCUUUGUCAGUAUACAACAGCAACAAAGAGGAAUGGCAAUCCUGUGAUCAUACUGUUUGGAGAUACCAAGAGUUAAAUAGGACUCACUGUGGGCUAUAAGCUAUGUGUAAGCACUGUGAAGCCUGACACCAUCAGGUAAGGCUUAUAAAAGGAAGCUAUGUG